Molecule: messenger RNA, 2345 nt
Organism: Aplysia californica (California sea hare)
Lineage: Eukaryota; Metazoa; Mollusca; Gastropoda; Aplysiida; Aplysiidae
Product: double-strand break repair protein MRE11
Exons: 11
Coding region: 145-2214 (689 amino acids)
Biological process (GO): double-strand break repair via nonhomologous end joining; mitotic G2 DNA damage checkpoint signaling; meiotic DNA double-strand break formation
Cellular component (GO): Mre11 complex; nucleus
Molecular function (GO): manganese ion binding; 3'-5'-DNA exonuclease activity; DNA endonuclease activity
Source: RefSeq, a predicted model, not a curated record
AAGUAAGGCGUAAGGUGUCGAAAGUUCAAAGAACUGACACAACUCAGCGCUUUGCACUUCAAGUGGCAUCAGAGGAAAGAAUGGUGUUACUUGGUAGACUGUAAGAGUCAAUGUAGACUUGUGGAUGGUGGAACAAAAUUCAACAUGGCUGCUCAAAAUAUGGCUGAAACUUUCCGUAUUCUCGUGACCUCAGACAUACAUUUAGGCUACAUGGAACACGAUCCGGUUCGGGGAAAUGACUCAAUCGUUACAUUUGAAGAGAUCUUGUCUCUGGCCCGAGAACAUGAGGUUGAUUUCAUUUUACAUGGAGGUGAUUUGUUUCACGAGAACAAGCCGUCCAGGUCAACACUUCACGCGUGUUUCUCCCUGCUCAGGGAAUACUGCAUGGGAGAUAAGCCUGUGCACUUUGAGUACUUAAGCGACCAGUCGGUGGAUUUCAAACAUUGUCGGUUCCCCACGGUAAACUACGAGGAUCCCAACUUCAACAUUUCUAUCCCCUUGUUUUCAAUUCAUGGAAAUCAUGAUGACCCGACUGGACAUGGGAAUCUGUGCUCAUUAGACCUGCUACAUUCUGCAGGACUCGUCAAUUACUUUGGAAAAGCCACGUCGUUAGAUAAGAUUCAGGUGUCUCCUCUUUUGCUGCAAAAAGGGAGUACCAAGAUUGCUCUGUAUGGAUUGGGCUCUGUCAGAGAUGAAAGACUGCACAGAAUGUUUGUGAAAAAGGACGUGUCAAUGCUGAGGCCUAAAGAAGAGCAGGACUCCUGGUUCAACGUCUUCGUGCUGCAUCAGAACAGAGCCCGCCACUCGGCGACUAGCUACAUUCCCGAGCAGUUCUUGGAGGAUUUCCUUGACCUCGUUGUCUGGGGUCAUGAGCACGAAUGUCGUCUCAAUGUCAGUCCGGGAAAAGUGGAGUGGAACCCGACACAAAAGCUUUUUGUCUGCCAGCCAGGCAGCAGUGUUGCCACUUCUCUCAGUGAAGGUGAGAUGGUACCUAAGCAUGUUGGCCUAUUGGAGGUGAAGGGGAAGGAUUUCCGCAUGAAGUCCAUUCCCCUGAAGACAGUGAGACAGUUUUACAUGGAGGACAUCUCUCUUGCUAAACACAUCAACCCAACUCACAAGGAUGCCAUGAAGAAAGCGGAAGAUUUUUGUGUCGAAAAAAUUGAGCAGUUUAUUUCAAAAGCAGAGGAUGAGCACUCAGGGAGUAGGAGGCAACCCACUCAGCCAUUGAUACGUUUGAGAAUCGACUACACAGGAUUCCAACCUUUCAGCUCUCAGAGGCUUGGACAAAAGUUUGUGGACCAUGUCGCUAAUCCCAAAACUAUGAUCCAUUUUCUGAGGGGUCGAGUGGAAAAAAUUGCAAGUGUGAAACAAGACCCACAGAUGAUGGAAAAGAUCAAGACGAUCACUCUGGACAGUAACCGAGUGGAGGACAUGGUGCGAGAUUAUUUUGUCAAGGCUGAAGGGGACAAUCAGCUGAAACUUUUGAGCGAGAAAGGGCUUGGAGAAGCCGUCAAGGAGUACGUGGACAAGGAGGAGAGAGAAGCCAUUUCACAACUUGUCAAAUAUCAGUUGCAAAAAACGCAGGGGUAUCUCAUGUCACGGAACUCGAAUGAAGAUCAGAUUCAGACAGAUCUGGGUAAAUUUAAGGAGGAGAGGAAGAAAAAGGUGACAGAAGAAGACGAAGACGUGAAAGUUGCUCUGGAGCGAGCAAAGUCUAUCCGUGAGUCCCAGCCGGAGAAUGGCGAGAACGAGACAGGCUUCUCUGAUGACAGUGACGACGAGGAUGGGCCCAGCUCUUCCACCAGGGGGCGAGGAAGAGGGGGCAGGGGGCGUGGCCGUGGGCGCGGCCGAGGGGCCAAGGCAGAUACUGGCGCUGACGGCUUAGAUGCCAGCACUUCCUCAAGGUCGUCCCGCGGAGGUCGAGGGUCACGGGGCGGUCGAGGUUCAAGGGGCUCCAAAGCAGCUGUUGUCAUGGAUACAAGCAGGAGCAGAUCUGUCCGAGACAUGUUUGCGUCCGCCUCUGCCUCAAACUCAAGUGCUGCUGGUGGAGAUUUCACUGUAAUCAGUGAUGACGAUGACGAUUCAGAGUUUUCCAUCAGCUCCGCCAGAGGGACGAACCAAAGAAGCACACAGCGCAGCAGAGGAAAGAAAGGACCGGUGUUCAUCGAGGACAGCUCUGAGGAUGAACUACCUGUACGAAAACGGAGGAAAUGAUGCGUGCUCAGUUGUUAAAUUGAACUUCUUAUAUUUUUAUUGACCGUAUGAACAGCUGUUUCGGGUUUUUUUCAUUCUCUUUUUUUUUCCCCGUCGUUUUUUUGGUGUUUUUUUGGCUAAGGUGCAUGUUA